This is a messenger RNA of Aedes albopictus (Asian tiger mosquito), 1335 nucleotides long. RefSeq lists its product as uncharacterized. Gene Ontology annotation, biological process: negative regulation of DNA-templated transcription. Gene Ontology annotation, molecular function: zinc ion binding; DNA binding. The record is from RefSeq and is a predicted model, not a curated record. Bases 136 to 1305 code for a protein of 389 amino acids. The transcript is spliced from 3 exons. NCBI's taxonomy places the organism in Eukaryota, Metazoa, Arthropoda, Insecta, Diptera, Culicidae. Gene Ontology annotation, cellular component: nucleus.
UAAAGUUGUGUUUACCUUUCGAAAACAAAGUUUUCGGUUAUUUCCUUAUUUUUGUCGUGAUUUUUAUAUAUAUACCUAAAUAAAAUUUAAAGAUCGUUAGUAAAAUAUAUUUCAUCCGCCGUACAGGUGUCCAUAAUGGUCGAUUUCGAUUAUUCAAGCGACCGCUGCCGGUUGUGCUCCACUUUGUCGACUCCGGCGACCGCAGAGGAAAUCUUCCCCGCUGGUUGCCAACCAAAGCGGGCCCUUAUUACGAUGAUCUACGAGUGCACAUCGAUCCGGAUCAGCUUCGAGCGGGACCGCCGUUGCCUUGUGUGUGACCAAUGUUUGCGAAUGCUGAAGCAGUUCCAUGGUUACCGGAGUCGUUGUUUGGCAAAUGACCAGGUACUCCGGCUAGACCGAAGGAUGGAAGAGGACGACAAUUCGGACGACGAUGAUCCGCUGGAUGGGGAUGAAGCUUUCACUAUCAAAACGGAAGACGACGGCGAAAUGGACGAUGAGGUGAACUUUUAUGGGCGAAUGAAGCGACAGAUUAGACAGUUUCUGGAUAAGAAGACGAAGGAAAUUGAGCAGAAGGCACUGACCAUGGUAGAUGAGGCAGUGCGGAAUCGAAGGGUGCAGGGAAUUGGGGAAAAAGAAACUGAAGGUGGCGUUGAUUGGAAGAGCAAAUACGAAAUUUUGCAGAAGAACAAUGAGCUACUGCAGAAAGCAUUUCACGAUCAGAGGGAAAAAUUGAAGCUGACGGAGCAGAUACUGACAAACUUACAGAAAAAUUCGAUAUUGACGAGUUCGGUCGAGUCUUUCGCAGAUGAUUCGGACCAUGACCAAGUGGGGGGAAAAUUCACGAGACAUCCGGCUAUUCCGGAGAUUUCAACGGAUUUUCUGCAGAAUUUAAACUAUAAUUCUGGCCCGGGAGAGAAAGGUGAUCGUAAUUUCAUAUCCAAGCUGGCGCUUGCCGUGUUCGGGGAAGAUAUUUUAGUCAAUUCGAGCGUUACCGGAAGGCCGUCUAAUGCCCAUCACAACAUUCCACCGAAGCCCCCACUCUGCUCGGAAAAAAUGGCAGCGAUUGAAGCAAAACUGUAUGAACGGGUGGAACAGGAAGUGGGCCGCAACAAUCGAUCGGAACUACUACAACGUUCGAGCGAGAAGGUGGUCCGAUUGGUGGUUUGUCAAAAAUCGAUGAACCUUCGCAAGCAAGUGCAGAAGAGAAGCCAAUCCACCGCUGGUGGAGGAAGUGGAAAUGUGUCGUUUGGUGAAGACGACCAAGAUGAAGAUCCACGACCGCGCACCAAGCGAAAGGCAACGUAAGUAUUCUCAAUAAACGUACGUACAUAUGAA